Molecule: messenger RNA, 6425 nt
Organism: Neopsephotus bourkii (Bourke's parrot)
Lineage: Eukaryota; Metazoa; Chordata; Aves; Psittaciformes; Psittacidae
Gene: GPATCH8
Product: G-patch domain containing 8
Exons: 6
Coding region: 927-5174 (1415 amino acids)
Cellular component (GO): nucleus
Molecular function (GO): nucleic acid binding
Source: RefSeq, a predicted model, not a curated record
GUAAAAUUGUCUAUGGGGCAGCACUUGCAUCCCUGCGCAGCGGUGUGAGAUACAGGAAUUCUUGCCUUGCCUUGGAAGCUCUUCUUCCCUUCAGAGCAUGGUGGUGUACCUGAAAAAGUCAGCAGAGCCCUAGAGCUGGGAGUCCCCCAGCACCCGAGCCCCGUGUUUCCAUGCUGGUGAAGAUCCCCCUGUCCCACGCAGUAGCUCUGGAGUAAAUCUGGGGAGGUCCUUUAACUGAGCACGUAAAAAGCUUAACUUGAAAAAUCCUCUUUUCCCCUUUGGUUGUUGUCCAUCUCCCUGGCAGCCAGUGGGGCAGCACAGAGCCCAUUCCCUUCCUGCAGUGGCUUUCCUGGGACAUGGAGGGAGUUGGUUUUGGUGGUGGGACCAGUGCUGCUGCUGGGAGCCAUGUUCCGUGCUCUGAGGUGGUUCAUUCGUAACAGAAUGAUGGUUAAGUUGAAAAAACCCAUUGCUUUUUCCGUUGAAUAUUCUCCUCCUGCCUCAAAACACAGCUCCUUUUGACCCAAAGUGUUUGUAAUUGCCUUAAGAUUCUGUUUUGUCUCCUUUUUAAACUGCCUGCUUAAAUGUGCCCCUGAAAUCGAGCCGUCGCCAGCAGCUCAACCUCCUCCAACACCCAAAGCUUCCAGGUUGCAGCUCUGGAAUCAAGUCACCAUGGCUCAAAAUCGCUCCCUGGUUCCACAGGGCGAAGCACGGUGAUGGGGUGGAGGGUGAGGAAGAAGCCUUGUGUUGUUAUUGAUUAUCUUUUUAACCCAUCCUACCUGCAAACGGCCUGUUUCUGCCCCUGAUGGUUUCUGCCUAACAAAUGGUGUUUCUUUUUUACAGCGUUAUGAUCCUGGACUUGUUGUGGUGAUGGUAAACUUAGCAGUGGGAGGACGGAUCCCAUCCCUAUCGUUGUCAAGUAUGAUGUCAUGGGCAUGGGGCGGAUGGAAAUGGAGCUUGAUUACGCCGAAGACGCCACCGAGCGGAGGCGAGUGCUUGAGGUGGAGAAGGAGGACACUGAGGAGCUGAGGCAGAAAUACAAGGAUUAUGUUGAUAAAGAAAAGGCAAUUGCCAAGGCACUGGAAGACCUCAGAGCAAACUUCUACUGUGAACUCUGUGACAAGCAGUACCAAAAGCAUCAAGAGUUUGACAACCACAUCAACUCUUAUGAUCACGCUCACAAGCAGAGGUUGAAGGAUCUCAAGCAGAGGGAGUUCGCUCGCAACGUCUCUUCAAGGUCACGUAAAGAUGAAAGGAAGCAGGAGAAGGCCCUGCGGCGCCUCCACGAGCUGGCUGAGCAGAGGAGGCAGCCUGAGUGUGCUCCUGGAAGUGGCCCCAUGUUCAGAACCACCACGGUGGCUGUGGAUGAGGAAGGUGGAGAUGAUGGUGAUGAUUCUGCAGCCAACAGCAGCUCUUUCAUCCAGUCAACUUCUGGCCAAGCUACAGAGAUGAGUAUGGACAGAGGUUUCUUAAACACUGGACAAGUUGCUGGCACUGUUACACCAAGCCAGAUGCCCAUCCAGGGAGCACAAGCAAUCAGCUUUGGCAUCAAGAGUACUUCGGGAACUCCCCUGCAGAAGAUAGGUGUGUCUUUUUCCUUUGCAAAGAAGACUCCAGUAAAGCUUGAGACCAUAGCUUCUGUUUUCAAGGACCAUGUGGAAGAAUCGAAUGCUGCAGAUGGAGGAAAAGCUGAUGAGAAAGGGUCCUCAGAGGCAGGGAGCCUGCAGAAAUCUGGUGAGGGUGAAAGCACAAAUAACUCUGAUGGCAAGGCAGAGGAAGAUGACCAACAUGACAAAGACAGUGGGUCUCUAGCCACUACUUUGUCAAAACUAAAAAAGAUGAGACGAGAAGAUGGACCAAUGGCAAUUGAACCAGAAUACUACCACUAUAUUCCCCCAGCCCAUUGUAAAGUGAAGCCUAACUUUCAAUUCCUGCUUUUCAUGAAGUCUACUGAGCAAAUGGAAGCUGAAAAUGUGAACAAAAAAGACACCCAUGAAGUGAAAAAGGGUGGUUCUCCAAAGCCCAAACCCAGCAAGCACUUGGAGAAGGCUGCUGAGAGCACGGGGCAGCAGAAGGAGCAGAGCACUACUGAAAGCACAGCUCAGCAGAGCAAAACUGAGCUAAAAGAAGUCCUGGAAAAUGCGAGUGUGCAGGAGAGCAAACAUCUGCCAGAGAGCGACCCCCCUGAGCCAGACGCUGCUAAAGAAGCCCCACAGCCUGCCUCGGGCUGUAAGAAUGUCUCUGAAGGACCAAAGCAUCCCACAGGACCUUUUUUCCCUGUUCUGAGUAAAGAUGAGAGUACGACCCUCCAGUGGCCUUCAGAGCUUCUCAUAUUUACCAAAGCAGAACCGUCGGUUUCGUACAGUUGUAACCCCCUGUAUUUUGAUUUCAAGCUCUCUCGCAAUAAAGAUGGUAAAGGCAAAGGGGCAGAGAAACCCAAGGAGCCAGGGGGACUUUGUAAGGAAAGUGGUCAGAGCACAGAACCUGGUGAGAUGAGCAAAGCCAAGGAGGCAGAAAGCGUAGCCAACAGUUCUGCUCUGAGAAUGGAAACCAACUCUCUGUCCCACUGUGGCUCCCAGAACAAGCAGGAGUGCAGCUUGGUGAGUGUUAGUAAGGGACAGGGAGAAGAGGGUGGUAAAAGCAUAAUGGGGAAGAGCAAAUCUGGCAGGUCCCAUAAACACAAAAAGAAAAAGAAGCACAAAAAGUCCAGCAAACACAGACGGAAACACAAGGAGGAGGCUGAUGAGAAGGGCCGGAAAACUGACCUGGGGGAAGAGAAACCCAAGAAACGGAGAAGACACCGGCACAAAAAAGGCAAGUCCUGUCUUUCAACUGAAUCGGAGCGGGCCCUGAAAACGGAACUGGCCGAGGAGUGUGGGCACUGCCCGAGGAGAAAGCGGUGCUCCCAGGAGUCCCAGAGGAAGUCUCUGUCUGCGGAAGAGGGAAGCAGCGGUAAGAAAGAGGAUGGAGGUAACUCCUGUCCGGAGCACUGCAGCAGGAGGCACAGGGCUGGCCCGCAGCAGUUCCCCGCUCCAAGACAGCGCUGUUCAGGCCCUGCUCCGGGCAGGGCCGCCCGCAGGAGCCGGCAGAGCAGCGGGGACUACGACAGCGAGGAGGGCUCCCCCGGGAAGCGCUGCCGGCAGGAGUCCCCCUCGCACUACAGCGAUGAGGAUGACUCCGGCAGCGAGCGGUCCCGGAGCCGCUCCCGCUCCGAGCGCAGGCGCUCCUCCCGCGGGUCCUACUCCUCCAGCUCCGAGGGCUCCUCAGACCACAGCCGCUACAGCCGCCACAGCCGGCGGCGGAGCUACUCAGAGGACAGCUACAGCGAUUACAGCGAGCGGUCAAGGUGCCACUCAGAGCGGUCCAAUGACUCGGAGGAUGACUCUGACUACAACAGCUCGAGUCACAGAUCCAAGCGGCACAAGUACUCCUCCUCAGACGACGACUACAGCUCCAGCCGGAGCAGGUCGAGGAGCCGGAGCAGGAGCACAACGCACCCUCGAGGCAGGUCACGCACGAGGAGCCGGGGCAGGACACGCAGCAGCAGCUGCAGCCGCAGCCGGAGCAAGAGGAGGAGCCGCAGUGCAACGGAGCGCAGCUGGAAACGGAGCCGCAGCUACAGCAGGGACCGCAGCCGCAGCGCCAGGAGCCACUCCCAGAGGUCCCUGUCACGGAAGGGCUCUCGAGGCCAUGAGAGUCCCGAGGAGAGGAGACCUGGGAGGAGAGACUUCAUCAGGUCCAAAAUCUACCGCUCACAGUCUCCACACUAUUUCCGUACAGGCCGAGGUGAAGGAUGCUCGCUGAAGAAAGAGGAUGGCAAAGGAGAGGAUCUGAAAGGGUCUGGCUCACUCUCCCAAACCAGCAGCGGCUCUGGCACAGGCAGGGCCUCGGAAGGGGAUGGCAGCCAUGAGGAGAGAAACUCUGUCACUGCAAAGCUGCUCCUGGAAAAGAUUCAGUCCAAGAAGGUUGAGAAGAAGCCCUGCAUCCCUGAUGAGAUGCUCCCAGGGGCAAACAAGGUGGGAAUAAAGCUCAAGGAUCCUCCCCAGGGCUACUUUGGCCCCAAACUUCCUCCUUCCUUGGGCAGCAAACCAGUUCUCCCCUUAAUUGGGAAACUGCCAACCGUUCGGAAGCCAAACACCAAACGGUACGAGGAGUCUGGGCUGGAGAGGGGCGAGGAGCAAGAGCUGUCGGAUGUUGAGGAGGUUUCCCAGGGCAUUGAGGAGGCUCAGCUGGGUGGCCAGUCUCUCCUGGAAGAAGUGGUGAUGGUGAUUCAGGACAAGCCUCUGGAUGAGCAGAAACGGGACGAAUCUGCUAUGGAAAUGCGGUCCAUUCCCCUCGAGGCACCGGCGCUCCCCGAGUGCUUCAGGUCUGGAGAUCUGGUUAUGCCACACAGCUUCCUCUCGGAGCCGGGCGAUGGUGAUGGGCUAGAACCUAUGGAUGGGGGCAACCAGCCAGUCCCAGUGGAAACCAGUAUGAUGCCCUUAGUUCCAGAUGUCGAGCACUUUCCUGGCUACGUGCCUCAGGGUGGCGAGCCAAGCAUCGAAGGGGACCGGGAAGGAGAAGAUUCCUCUCUAGCACCACUCGAGAGCCAGCCCAUCACUUUUACACCUGAGGAGAUGGAGAAGUACAGUAAGCUGCAGCAAGCUGCGCAGCAGCACAUCCAGCAGCAGCUCAUGGCAAAGCAGGUCAAGGCCUUCCCAGCCUCAGCAGCCCUGGCUCCGGCAGCGCCUGCCCUGCAGCCCAUCCACAUCCAGCAGCCGCCAGCGGCCUCAGCCACGUCCAUCACCACGGUGCAGCAUGCCAUCCUGCAGCACCACGCUGCUGCUGCCGCCGCCGCCAUCGGCAUCCACCCACACCCCCAUCCCCAGCCCCUCGCUCAGGUUCACCACAUACCCCAGCCCCACUUGACACCGAUUUCCUUAUCCCACUUGACCCACUCCAUUAUUCCAGGGCACCCUGCUACAUUUCUAGCCAGCCACCCCAUCCACAUCAUUCCGGCGUCAGCCAUUCAUCCCGGCCCCUUCACUUUCCAUCCUGUUCCUCAUGCUCUUUAUCCAACCCUUCUUGCCCCGAGACCCGCUGCAGCUGCAGCUGCCACAGCCUUACACCUUCACCCUCUGCUGCACCCCAUCUUCUCAGGACAGGACUUGCAGCAUCCACCCAGUCACGGCACAUGAAGGACAAAAUGAAGUAACCUCGGAGGAAGGAGAAUCUUGUGCAUUUUGGGACGGGGUUUGGAGUUGAUCCAGCUGGGAGGUGAAGCCUGAGAAUUUCUUUUCACUCGUUAGCAGCCAAAGAAGCCAGAGGCUCGAGGGCUGGGGAGCAGCAGGCGGUGGGUCAGCCGUAAGCCUUGUGUAUAUCCACUACCAGGGACCGUGUCACAUCCCCAACACCUCUGCGCACGUGGCAGCACUCUUAGGAGAAUCAUUUCACGUGUAGACCAGCAGGAUGCUUGGAAAGGCUGUAUUUGUUUUCUUUUCCCUAAUUCUCACACUUGACCAUCUCCCUUCUGCCACCUUGUACAUGAUGAAGGAGAUCCCAUACAUGCUUACAGAUCUCUAAAAACCCUUUUAAUGAGGUCAUCGAAUUGAAAGAGCAUGAUUGAAUCCAGCUUGGAAUGGGUGAGAAAAGACUGAGGAACUGGCGGCUGUGGAUGCUGGUGAGGAGGUGAAGGGAAGGACAGGGCCACGCUGGUUUUGGCUGGGCCAGCACCAGCCUUCAGGCAUCACAGGAGGUUCCUGGCUGCCGAUUUUGGGGGGGUUGUCCUCGGGGUGGGCAGCAAAGGUGGAAUUAAGAUCUUACUGUAAAGAGGAAGAGAGGAGCUACACGAGGACCCAGAGCCCCAUGUCCUGGGCUGCAGAGAGGCUCGGGGGUAGUGAUUCCAGUCUGGGUUUGACCACUCUUCUCCUGAGAGGAGGGAAAACAUCUCCCUGACUUCCAGCUCCUGUGGUGUUGGGAGAGAGGAGAAAGUCCCUUUGGGAAUUAAAGCAAUACUGAGGCUUGGGGAGAGUGGCCGGGGUGUGUGAAGUGAAUUCCUCUUUCCUCUGUAAUACUGAUGGUUUCCUUAUUAAUUUAUAGGAUUUUUCUUUUCAAUGUAAAGAAUUGCACUGAACUCUGUAAACAAAGAUGCUGCUUUUUGUAGCUCCUAUAAAAAGGUUACAUUUGUAGUAUAUUGCAAUAAUAUUUUUUACAGCCAGUUCUUUUAGUGGUACUUUGUUCUGGUGGCUUUUGUGUAAAUAGGUUUGCUGUAGGUGAAAUAAGACACUUGGAGAGGUUCCACUUUGGAGUUGCAGCUAGCUGCAGGACGACUUCAGCAUGUAUAGUUUAUUGAGCUCACAUAUUUUUGAAGUUUUUAUGUACCAUAAAAUGUAAAAAAAAAACAACCCAAAAUAAAUAAAAAGACAAUUGAAUCUUCAUUUAGCGUUUUA